Cetraspora pellucida is the source of this 918-nucleotide messenger RNA. The record is from the annotation of a GenBank genome assembly. NCBI's taxonomy places the organism in Eukaryota, Fungi, Glomeromycota, Glomeromycetes, Diversisporales, Gigasporaceae.
AUGUCAACUCAAGAAUAUUCCUUUAUUUCAAGAGAAGCUUUUAAUGAUUUAAUUAAUAAAUUCCUUGAAAAAAAAACACCAGCUAGAUGCUGUAAAACCUUUAUUUUGCAAGAUGACUACGAUCUUAUAAUUGCAUUAGGAACUGAAACAAAUCCAAACACCCAAAUUAUUACUAUUGCUAAAGAUGAAAAUAGGUUGGACUUAAUACAUACAAUAUGUCCAUUUAACCGCCUUUAUGAUACAUUAUGUAAAGUUCAUAUGAGUGUUUUGAAACAUGUUGGGGCAUCUAAAAUGUGGAAUGUUGUAAAAUCAGAUGAUAAUGAUUUAUUGUUGGAUCAAUCAGAAUCAUUAGAUCAAUCUAAAUUACCAACAGUCUUGAAUCGAGAAUUUUCAACACUGAAUCAAUUUGAAUCCUCAACAUCGAAUCAAGUUAAAUCCUUAACAUUGAAUCAAUUUAAGUCCUUAAUACCAAAUCAAUUUGAAUCCUUAACACUGAAUGAUAAUGUUGGUUCACAAGAUUUACCCUUACAAGAAAUUCAAAAUAUUCAAUCACAUCAUCAACUAUCUCGUGAAUAUGCUAACAAUGUUGAUCGAUCUAUCUUGCCUUGCAAAGUAAUUGAGGAAUUGUCUGAUAAAACAUAUCGUUUACAAUGCAAAAGUGGCAUUCUUGAUAUUGUUUAUGGUGUAAAUGAAAUUAUGCCACUGGGGCCAACAGAGUACAAAGAGCUUAAAGUUUGUCAAGAUAAUAUUAUCAGUUUACAAGAGGUCACAAGAAUGCAGUUCACUUCUACUGUAAUCGGUACAAAAUGCAAUUGUAAAGGUGAAUGUAAAAAUAAUUCGUGUAAAUGCAGGCAUUCAAAUUUGGUGUGUGGAAGUGGAUGUCAUCUACAUAGUUACAAAUGUAAAAAUAAAGAAUAA